GACGUCCCUUAGUAUCCAAGGAAAAAGAAUUUCUUGGAAGCCUGCCUGCCUGCCUGCCUGCCUGCCUGAGUUUUCUCUUUUAAUUCAUUCAAUUCGAAUAAAAUUCAAGCACCUUUGUAAAUUGUACAUGAUUUCUCUUUUCUUCUUCCUCUGCUUGUAAAUAUUUGAUAAAAUUGCAACUUUGUUUGCCUUAUUCUUUGGGUAAUCAUGGAGGAAACCAAUUGGGAAAGCCUGUUGUUUGAGUUUGACUUUCCCAAUCUUGGAAAUAUCUUACAAAAUGAAUCAGAAUCGGUAAGUCCACCAAUCUCCACCCACUCUCCCGAUGAAAAACCGAUUUGGACAUCCUCCAUUGGUGAGAUCGAGAAGCUUUUAAUGGAGGACGAUCGUUUUGAUGACAAGGUUGAGACUCAACCUAUCCCCAAUGAGUUUUUGGCGGAUUUAUUGGUUGAUUCAUCUCCUAGUGGCUGCGGCGAUGAGGUCAUCGAUGAUACUGCUUUUGACAAACAAAACCAGACCCUUUUCAACGUUGAUAAUGAUGAUCCCAUUGAUAAGAAACAGAGAAGGAAAUUGAGAAAUAGAGAUGCAGCUGUGAGAUCAAGGGAGAGGAAGAAGAUGUAUGUUAAGGAUCUGGAGAUGAAGAGUAGGUAUUUAGAAGGGGAAUGUAGGAGACUGAACUGUUUGCUUCAAUGGUCCAUUGCGGAGAAUCAAGCUCUUCGUUUUACUUUGAACCAGCGUUGUGCAUUUGAUGCUUCCUCGGCCAAGCAGGAGUCUGCUGUGCUCUUGUUGGAAUCCCUGCUGUUGGGUUCCCUGCUUUGGUUCCUGGGCAUCAUGUGCCUGUUCACCCUGCCAAGGUUGCCCAAGUCUCUUCUGGAAAACGAGGAAAAAAGAGGUCCCGAAAGAGUGGCUCAUAGUAACUUGGUGGGACAGUCUUUUGCGGAGACUAGGAGAUGCAAGGCAUCAAAGACAAAGAUGAAAGAAUUUAUGUUUCUGGAAUUCCAAUUCCAUUUUAGGUUAGGGGAUGAUGAACGGGUUUCAUUAUCAUACAAAAUGACUAGUGGUGGUGGUUCAUAUUUUGUUUCUUGACCCCGUAGGCCGUAGUCUCCUCAGCAGAUAAGCACUCAUAAUUUCUUUGUUUUUGCGUUAAACACUUGUAUUAUGUUGGUUUGUUUGCAAAUUUUAAAUUAUUAAUUGUUGCAGUUUCCUACUUGUUCAUUGUCUCUAAUGGAAUGUUAGGCUGGACCCUGAAGUCUCAACCUGCUUAUGAUUAAGAAGCUAGAAUGUAUGCUGUCUUUAACA
Messenger RNA from Gossypium raimondii (Peruvian cotton), 1296 nucleotides. RefSeq names its product bZIP transcription factor 60. The record is from RefSeq and is a predicted model, not a curated record. The transcript has 3 exons. Gene Ontology annotation, molecular function: DNA-binding transcription factor activity. The coding region runs from base 208 to 1083 and encodes 291 amino acids. Gene Ontology annotation, biological process: regulation of DNA-templated transcription. Lineage: Eukaryota; Viridiplantae; Streptophyta; Magnoliopsida; Malvales; Malvaceae.